AUGAAGAUCCUCUCUUUCAAUGUUAGAGGCUUGGGUAAUCCGGCCAAGAGAAGGGUGAUUCGUGAUUUGGUAACCAGGGAGCAGGUUGAGUGUUUGUGUAUUCAGGAGACAAAAAUUCAAAGCAUCGAUAAUAGAUUGUGUGCUCAGUUGUGGGGGGAUGCUGAGUUUGAUUGGCAGUUUCAACCCGCUAAAAGAGUUUUGUGGGCGAAUUUGUUAGCUUGGAAGGGGCGUAUUUCAGUUGCUGUGUGGUGUUUGGCAGGAGAUUUUAAUGCAGUAAGAAGUGAGGAGGAAAGAAGAGGAAUCUCAGAAGGGUCUUUGUCUCAGCGAAGGGAAAUUUCAGAAUUCAACAAUUUCAUUACAGAGAUGAAGUUAUUUGAUGUUCCUCUUGUUGGCAGAAAAUUCACUUGGGUUAGACCGAAUGGACAAGCACAAAGUAGGAUUGACAGAUUUUUGCUAUCUUAUGAAUGCCUCAAUCUUUGGCCGAAUUGCUCGCAACUUGUUCUCAAUUGGGAUAUCUCUGAUCACUGCCCCUUGCUAUUGAGGUGUGUGGUACAAGAGUGGGGCCCAAAACCAUUCAGGGUGCUGAAUUGUUGGUUUCAGGAUCAUAGAUUUGAGGCCUUUGUGAAGCAAUCUUGGGGGGAAGCACAUGUAAAUGGUUGGGGCGCUUUUACUCUUAAGGAAAAAUUGAAGAUUCUUAAAUCAAAGCUAAAACUCUGGAACAGUGAGGUAUUUGGGGAUUUGAAAACCAGGAGAAACUUGGCAGUCAUCAGAAUUAAUGAGCUGGAUAUCUUGGAGGAGGAAGCAGGCUUGUCUGAUGAACAAAAUCAAGAGCGGAAAAAUUUGUUGCAUGAGUUUUGGUCAGUAUUAAAGCUUCAUGAAUCUCUUUUGUGUCAGAAAGCAAGGUCUAGAUGGUUGAAGGAGGGGGAUCAAAAUUCUAAGUAUUUCCAUUCCGUGGUUAAUUGGAGGAGAAGAUCAAAUUCUAUGGUGGGUCUUGUGAUUGAUGGUUCUUGGGAGGAGGACCCGAGGAAGGCAAAAGAUGAAGUGAGCAAUUUUUUUCAGAAGAAGUUUACUGCUGACAACUUGGAAGGGUUGAAAUUGAAUGGUGUUCCUUUCAAAUAUGUCACAGCUGAGGAUAACGCUUUCUUAAUUGGGCGCUUUGAGGCAUCUGAGAUAAAGGAAGCUGUGUGGGAGUGUGGUGGUGAUAAAAGUUCGGGACCAAAUGGGUUCAAUUUCAGAUUUAUACAACGCUUUUGGGAGUGGAGGUUCGGCAAGUGGUUGAUGAGUUUUGGAUGCGGGGUGUGUGGCCUAGAGGUUGUGUCAAAAUUGUUGGCUAUUAGGCUUAAGAAGGUGCUUUCGAAGGUGAUCAGUGAUAAUCAGUUCGCAGUUUUAGGGGGGAGAAAUAUGUUGGACAGUGUGGUGAUUUUAAAUGAAGCGGUUGGGGUGGCGAAGAGAUCCAAGAAACCAACUGUGAGUGAUUUAGGAGUGUCUGACAUCGAUUUUCAAUCAACCUGGUCUGCAUUUGCUCCCUCAAAGGUCAAAGCUUUUGCUUGGCGCAUGUUGCUAAAUCGGAUCCCGACCAAGGUGAAUUUAAGGAGGAGAGGUGUCAUUCCGGCAGAGGUGGAUGUAUUCUGUCCUUUUUGUAAUCGUAUAGAAGAGUGUUGUGAUCAUUUGUUCUGUACGUGCUCACGGUCUUUUGAUGUCUGGAAUGCUGUCUAUCGGUGGUUGGGGUUUGAAACUGUAUUGCCAUCUUCAUCAGAAUCACUUUUUAGCCAGUUCUCCUUUGUUGGCAGAAACAAGAAACAACGACUUGCUGAGGUAACAGUGUGGAUGGCGUCUUGCUAG
Messenger RNA from Lotus japonicus, 1842 nucleotides. RefSeq lists its product as uncharacterized. The record is from RefSeq and is a predicted model, not a curated record. The coding region runs from base 1 to 1842 and encodes 613 amino acids. The transcript is spliced from 4 exons. Gene Ontology annotation, molecular function: catalytic activity. NCBI's taxonomy places the organism in Eukaryota, Viridiplantae, Streptophyta, Magnoliopsida, Fabales, Fabaceae.